CAUGUAGAAACCUUUACACCUCACCGUAUAGUUCAUUACUAUGAUUAAUCGUUCCUUACGGAGAAAAUAGAUUUCGUGUUUUCAAAGAUGUUAUGGUAAAUAUUAAACGUCGUAAUAUUCAAAACCGCCAAUGCAUUUCCGGUCUCAAGCAGACAGCCCGAAGAUGGCACCAAGAAAUUCAGCGAGAAAAACUUCGAGAUAUAUGAAAUAUUUGAGUAUUUGGAUUGGAUUUGUAUCAUUAAUGGCAUUUGGGAAUACGAUACAGUGUUUCGUUGACCAUAGCUUUCUAUAUUCUCGACUCUACACUGUUUCUGAAUCGAAUGUGAAUGGACUGGUUGCUCGACUGUUCGGUAUAUGGACUCUUAUUUCAGCUGCUUUAAGGCUCAGCUGUGCUUUUGACAUCUACAACAAAGCUUUGUACAACCUGACACUGUUUUCAUUCCUGGUUGUGUUUGUACAUUAUGUGGCCGAGAUCCUGAUCUACAACACUGUGGAGUUGUGUGUUGGUGUCACAGCCCCAUUCAUUGUCUCCUUUAUCUCCAUCGCCUUCAUGAUUCAUGGCUACCAGUAUCUGAGCCCCGCCAGGGUCCCCCAGAACAAUGAAAAUGAAGAAAUCAGCAGCAAGUUUAAGAAGAAAUAUGGAUAACUGAACAAAUACCAAAAUCUAGUAGCUCUAGUCCACAUGUUAUAGUUGUAUACUAAAGGCAAUAUUAAUGUACUUGUGAAGAUAUUUGCUUGUCAAGUCACAAUUAGUCUUUUCCCUUGAUAUAUCACCAAGUUUUAACAUAAUAAUGUAUUUUACAUGGUUGUUUAAUUGAAGGAUACAGGUUAUCUUUGCUAUCAUGAAUUAAUUUCUCCUGUCAACAUGGUCAAGUGACCCAUGACACUUUAAGAAUAUUUCACUCUGCAUCCUCAGGACAGGAAAUGUGAUUUUAUUGUUGGAAUGAUAUUUUGUUCUUGUUAACUAUUGUUAAUCAGAAACCUAUUGUUUGGUAUGGUGAUAUGAUGCCAGUUUGCGAUGUCAUGUUUUAUUAUGCGCUGCCUCCAUGUGAAACUUGCUUGUUACAGUUUCAAGUUGUUCCCCAGGCAGUCAUGGACAAUAUUUACUUGAUUAUAGUCUAUCAGAGUAAGAGUGAGAAUAAUUCAUUGAUUGUGAUUCCCUUGAUCUCAGUGCCAAGUAACAGUGACUCACAAUUGUUUGUCAAAUGUACAUGGGAUUUAUCUUGGCCUGCUCAGAGGCCGAUUGGACUGACAUCUUGUCACUGAAAUGAAGAUAUUUUACAGAAAAAGUGGUUAAAAUAUCUUAUUAAAAUAUAAUAAAAAGGAGCCAAGAGACUUUCAUUUUCAGAAACUGCAGUAGUAUAGACUUGCCACAUAUUGUAGACUUGAAUGGGCUAUAUCAUAUAGUCUGCAGCAAAUGUCAGUAAAAAUUCAAAAAUUGGAAUUAAAAUAUUCCAAAUUCAUGUUAAUAGAGUUAUAACUAUAAAUUGGUUUUGUUUGUUUGUUGUUUAACGCCACACUCAGCAAUAUUCUAGCUACAUGACGGCGGUCUGUAAAUAAUGGAGCCUGCACCAGACAAUCUAGUGAUUGACAUCAUGAGCUUCGAU
This is a messenger RNA of Haliotis rufescens (red abalone), 1607 nucleotides long. RefSeq names its product ergosterol biosynthetic protein 28 homolog. Gene Ontology annotation, cellular component: membrane; endoplasmic reticulum. NCBI's taxonomy places the organism in Eukaryota, Metazoa, Mollusca, Gastropoda, Lepetellida, Haliotidae. The transcript has 4 exons. Gene Ontology annotation, molecular function: protein-macromolecule adaptor activity. The record is from RefSeq and is a predicted model, not a curated record. The coding region runs from base 131 to 646 and encodes 171 amino acids.